Molecule: messenger RNA, 1773 nt
Organism: Tricharina praecox
Lineage: Eukaryota; Fungi; Ascomycota; Pezizomycetes; Pezizales; Pyronemataceae
Product: peptidase S8/S53 domain-containing protein
Exons: 2
Coding region: 1-1773 (590 amino acids)
Biological process (GO): proteolysis
Molecular function (GO): tripeptidyl-peptidase activity; serine-type endopeptidase activity
Source: RefSeq, a predicted model, not a curated record
AUGCGGUUCUCUCUUGCUCUCCUCUCGCUGCUUCUGGCGCCGUCCCUCGUCCUGGCAGCUCCCGUAGAGCACGACGAUUACAUCAUCUUCGAAUCACACCCUGCACCGGAAGGAUGGCGAACCCUUCCCACCGCACCCGCCCCUUCCACGCACCUGACCCUUCGCAUUCACCUCACCACGGCCCACUCCCUCCUCGAGGACGAGCUCCUCGCCGUCUCCGACCCCACUCACGCCCGUUACGGCGACCAUCACACGCAAACCUCCCUCCGCGCCUUCACCGCCGCAGCGCCGGAAGCGGUCUCGGCGGUCACUUCGUGGCUCUCCGCCCACGACCUCGAGUCUUCACUCUCCGCCUCCGGGGAUGUGAUCAAAACUCGCGUGACGCUGGAACAGGCUCAGUCCCUGUUGAGGACGACAUACCACAAGUACCAUAACACGGAUGGCCGGACGAUAGUGCGUACGACCGAAUACUCGGUCCCUGUGGCGGUAAAGCGGUUCAUCGAGAUGGUGCAGCCAACGACCAUGUUUGGGCUGCAGCGGAUGGGCGCCACGCAUGAGCCUUUAGGUAUGACUGCGCCUGCCAGGACUGCAACGCAGACGGCUGCGGCUUGUAAUUCCUCCAUCACGCUGAAGUGUCUCGCCAACUUGUAUGGAUACGGGGGAUAUCGAUCGAAAGGAAAGGCUAGUGUAGGGGUGUCGGGUUUCUUGGAACAAUAUGCGCAGUUCGAUGAUUUCACAACGUUCCUCGAAAAAUACAGGCCUGCUGCUGCUGGAGCCAAUUUCUCGGUGGUAUCCGUCAACGGCGGUCUGAACCUGCAGAACGUUACCGACAUCAACGCCUUCGUGGAAGCAAACCUGGAUAUCCAGUACACUGUCGGCAUCAGCUACCCCGCGGAGAACACCUACUUCAGCACUGCCGGCCGUCCCCCAUUCGUCUCCGACCUCGACGUAACAGAAAACAACUCCGAGCCAUACCUCGAAUACCUCGAGUACCUGCUAUCGCAGCGCACUUUGCCCAGCGUUCUCAGCACGUCCUACGGCGAAAGCGAGCAAACCGUGCCUCUCUCCUACCGGCUCUCGGUAUGCAACCAAUUCGCACGUCUCGGUGCACGCGGCGUGUCCGUAAUCUUCGCUAGCGGCGACUCGGGCACCGGCUGGUCGUGCAAAACCAACGACGGCACGAACAGCACCCGCUUCCAGCCGGUCUUCCCCGCCGCCUGCCCGUGGGUCACCUCCGUCGGCGGCACGGAAGGCGUCGCCCCAGAGCACGCGGUCGACUUCUCCAGCGGCGGGUUCUCGGAAACCUGGGAGGCGCCCGCCUACCAGCGCUCCACGAUCGCCCGGUACUUCCGCACGCAGCCCGCCGCAUGGCGCCCGUACGUGAAGUACUUCAACACGACCGGCCGCGGCUUCCCCGACGUCGCCGCGCAGGCGAGCAACUACGAAGUGGUCCUAGGCGGCUCGGCGCGGCAGGUCAGCGGCACGUCGGCGGCGGCACCGGUGUUCGCGGGGAUCAUCGCGCUGGUCAACGAUUACAGACAGCGCAGGGGGAAGAAGUGUCUCGGGUUCCUCAAUCCCGCGCUGUACAGGAACCCCAAGGCGUUCACUGAUGUCACCACCGGAAGGAGCACCGGCUGUGAUGGGAUUUGGGGUGGAGAGCCCAUCGAGGGAGGGCCGGGAAUUGUCCCCGGUGCUGGGUGGAAUGCGACGGUUGGUUGGGAUCCCGUGACGGGUCUGGGGACUCCGAAGUUUGGGGCUUUGAAGGAUAUCUAG